AUGCCUUCUUCAACUAAGUCUGUCCGUGCUCCCGCGCAGACUCCCAGGGUGAUUACUCCUGUUCCCGGUGAUGUGGGUGAUAGACCUCAUGUUGAUAGAGGCACGCCAACACCUGAGUUGGACAUUUUCGGAAAUAUAAAUGAUGUCCUUGACUCGAGCAUGAUCCGUGACAUGGAACAGCAAUUGAAGAAAAAAGACCGAGAGCUUGAAGACCUGCGGGAGAAGAAUCGAAAGUUGGUCUCCUGGGGCCACCAGUGUUGGUAUCAUGCUGAAAUGGCUGAUAAGGAUGUGAAAAUUGAAGAGCAGAAGCUUCUGGCUAGCCGGUGCAAGAGGGCGGGGGACGUGCUGUUGAGAAAAGAAAGAGAGCGAAAGAAGAAGAGGGAUGAGCUGAGAGCUGCGCGGGGUGCAUCGGAAGUCGACAGCGAAGAGGACAAAGACGCAGGAUCCGCUGCGAAUCCCGCUUCAGAUAAUACCAGGCAGAGCGCGGUCGACGAACGCUCCCUCAGCCACGGCUGCAGCGUCAGCGCCAGCGAGACCAACCACCACGCCGAUCUCAGCCAAGGAAGGGAUUCCAGCGACUCGAUCACGCCAAUCACAGCAUCGAGACCCAACUCCGAGACCAGUAGGUCGGUGAAAUCGUCACCAAAUUCCGACAAUCCUCUUCAGCGCACCAGCAUGACCGAAGACGCGAUUGGGCGAAUAAUCGGGCCAGACAACAUCAAACUCGUAGUGGUGCAGGUGUUCCUCAACCGCUUCCAGCCCGUACUGCGCCGCGAGAUCCUCGAGGUCCUGCGUGACGUGCUAGACCGGAACAAAGGCGCCCGCGAGUCUUACAGCUUACUCAUUCAACGCUUUCGCGGAUGCUUCAAUUUCAGCGCUUUGGUCCGCGAGGUUGAUCAAGUGAGCCGGAUGGAGCGGACCUCAGUGAUGUACUCAAAGUACAAAUGGAACUUCUACUACAUCCACGGUGAGCCGCACCCUGACGUUCCUGAAGAGGUGGCGAUGCUGCCCCAGCCCUUCGGUGGUGCAAGGAAGUUCGACAGUUAUUGCUCAGACCUCAGGCCGACCAUGAAGGCAUUCCUGAGGUUGAGAAUUGCUCUGAGUGAUCCUUGUUGUAUUCAUAGGCUGGAUGUUCUGAAGGAAGCGAGUCCCAAGCCCAAUGAACGGUGCCGGGGUUGUGGCAAGAAAUUGUUGGAGUUGCAGCCUGGUUGA
Lasiodiplodia theobromae is the source of this 1212-nucleotide messenger RNA. RefSeq lists its product as uncharacterized. The record is from RefSeq and is a predicted model, not a curated record. NCBI's taxonomy places the organism in Eukaryota, Fungi, Ascomycota, Dothideomycetes, Botryosphaeriales, Botryosphaeriaceae. The coding region runs from base 1 to 1212 and encodes 403 amino acids. The transcript has 3 exons.